Messenger RNA from Papilio xuthus (Asian swallowtail), 1844 nucleotides. RefSeq names its product arrestin 1 (gene Arr1). NCBI's taxonomy places the organism in Eukaryota, Metazoa, Arthropoda, Insecta, Lepidoptera, Papilionidae. Gene Ontology annotation, cellular component: cytoplasm. Bases 107 to 1252 code for a protein of 381 amino acids. Gene Ontology annotation, molecular function: G protein-coupled receptor binding. The record is from RefSeq and is a predicted model, not a curated record. The transcript is spliced from 8 exons. Gene Ontology annotation, biological process: signal transduction; G protein-coupled receptor internalization.
CUAACAGGAUGACAGGUGACGCGGGCGCGGGAAGCCCCGCAGCCGAGUAAUCCUGUAUAUAUGGCGAAGCGCGCGCCGACAGGCACAGUACAUCACCGGCCCCAACAUGGUGUACAACUUUAAGGUGUUCAAGAAGUGCUCGCCCAACGGCAAGCUCACACUCUACAUGCCCAAGCGGGAGUUCGUCGAUCAUAUAUCUUUCGUGGAGCCCAUAGAUGGCGUGGUUGCGGUGGACGAGGAGUACGCGCGCGGGCGGCGCGUGUUUGCGCAGGUGGUGUGCACGUUCCGCUACGGACGCGAGGAGGACGAGGUGAUGGGCCUCAACUUCUACAAAGAGUUGUACCUCGCCUCCGAGCAGGUGUACCCUCCGCCCGAGAAGCUGCCUUACGAACCGUCCCGCACACAGGAUCGUCUGCUGCGCAAACUGGGGCCGAGCGCGGUACCGUUCCGGUUGUCCGUGCCGGCGGGCGCGCCCGGCUCCGUCACUCUGCAGAACGCGCUCGAGGACGAGGGCGAGCCCUGCGGCGUGCACUACUACCUCAAGCUGUUCGUGGGUGACAGCGAGAUCGACCGCUCGCACAGAAGGAGCACUGUGGCGCUGGGCAUCCGCAAGGUGCAGUUUGCGCCGAGCAAGCCUGGUCCGCAGCCCUGCACCGUCGUGCGCAAGGACUUCGUGCUCUCGCCUGGACAGCUAGAGCUCGAGCUGACGCUGGACAAGCAGCUGUACAUGCACGGCGAGACGAUCGCGGUGAAUAUCUGCGUGCGCAACCACAGUAACAAGGUGGUGAAGAAGAUCAAGGCGUGCGUGCAGCAGGCUGUGGACGUGCUGCUGCUGCAGAACGGCCAGUACCGCAACGUCGUCUGCAGCGUCGAGACGCAGGACGGGUGCCCGCUGCAGCCGGGCGCUAGUCUGCAGAAGGUGCUGGCGCUGACGCCAGCGCUGGGCACGCUGCGCGACCGCCGCGGCAUCGCGCUCGAUGCCCAGCUCAAGCGACACGACGCCACGCUGGCCUCCACCACACUGCUGCUGGAGCCUGAGCAACGCGACGCGUUCGGCAUCGUGGUGAGCUACAGUGUGAAGGCCAAGCUGUACCUCGGUGCGCUGGGCGGCGAGCUGAGUGCAGAGCUGCCCUUCAUCCUCAUGCACCCUAAGGAGGGGCGCGCGCAGUUGGUGCAGGCGGACAGCCAGGCGGACGUUGAGCUGUUCCGCCAGGACACCGUGCACCACCAGGAGAGCGUCGAGGUGUACUAGACGCCGCGCCGCGCCUCCAACCUUGCGUUCCUCUGGCCGACUUUUUGCGUCUUUUAAACAUUUUCAGGGUCGCCACAGGCCACUUUUACAAUUUAAAAGUAAUUCUUUUCACUACAAGUAUGACAAUAUUACUAAUCAAAUUAAUCUAUUAUAGGUUUAUAUACUUAUUGUGCUAACUAACCGACAUGUCAAUUUUCUAGUAAUUCUACCCAAGAAAAGUAUUUCUACAUGCAAACUUUCACCCUUGGAGACUAUUAGGGGAUGAAUUUAUAAAAUAAAUAUUUUCUUUGUAUUCGCCUUUGUAGUAAAAAUAUCCGUGUCCCUAUGAAGUGUCUGGGCCCCAGCAGUUUAGAGUGCGUUGAUAAAUCAGUGAAUGUGAGACCGGCAGCGCGGCCCUCUUGCUGCUUCCUGCUUCUAGUCGCUCGUGUUAACUUGCUUUUUCAAAGUACAUACACGUAGUGAAUACAACAAUGUUACAACAUCUAGAGAGAUGCGUUUUUAAGAACUUUUUAUUGUAUCUAAUAAUCAGAAAAAAAAAUAAUAAUCGAGCUUGAAGACAGAAUAAAAAUGCAUUUUACGUAGUUCUGGGCGA